Mangifera indica (mango) is the source of this 696-nucleotide messenger RNA. RefSeq names its product metallothionein-like protein type 2. The transcript has 3 exons. Bases 99 to 335 code for a protein of 78 amino acids. Gene Ontology annotation, molecular function: metal ion binding. The record is from RefSeq and is a predicted model, not a curated record. NCBI's taxonomy places the organism in Eukaryota, Viridiplantae, Streptophyta, Magnoliopsida, Sapindales, Anacardiaceae.
AAGGUCCCUGCUUUGCAACUCAUCCCAUACACCGAGUCUUAGAGUGGGCUCAAAUUUCCAGUUUAGUCUUUGCAGAUCUUCUCUUUUUCACAAAGAAAAUGUCUUGCUGUGGUGGAAAUUGUGGCUGUGGCUCCGGCUGCAGUUGCGGCAGCGGCUGCACCGGAUGUGGCAUGUAUCCUGACUUGUCUUUCUCGGAGAGGACAACCACCGAGACCCUCAUCGUCGGGGUUGCUCCGGUGAAGACGUACUCUGAAGGAUCUGAGGUGAACUAUGGAGCAGAGAACUGCGGCUGCGGUGCUAACUGCAACUGCAAUCCCUGCAAAUGCGGGAAGUGAAAUUUGGACCUACCCAGAUAAAGCAGCUAUAACUAUGUUAUCUUAUCUUAAAUAAGAAGAACACUUAGGUAUCUUUUCUGUAAAUAAGAAAGUCAAGGCUAAUUCAACAAAGCCUCUCUUGGAUUUUGUUGAAACUCCUUGGCUAGUCAGUGUCUUUGUAAGGUUUGAGUUACCGCUGCUUUCUUAUGGGACUGUAAUGUGUUUGUGUUUCUGAAAUGAUUGGCUAAAAUCUGUGAAAUGAAAUCAAGAGUACGAUCUCCUUUCAAUUAUGGUUGUAUUUGUACUACUGCUGUAAUUUUGUUUGAGUUGUGCUGUUCUGAUAAUUGAAGCUUGGUGGGUCUGAAAACCCUUGCUUACCUAA